UGAAUCGCACAUAGGAAAACAAACCGCGAAAUCACCACUUGUUGAAUCGAUUAGCUUCACAAUGAACACUCAAAGAACCGAAGGAUAUGUUGACCCCAGCAUCCCCACCACGGGCACUGCUGCGAGGCCCACCACUCAGAACAUUAACAACAACCCCGAUCCGGUGUACAGCAGCAGUACGUCGGCUGAACCUGCAGCUGGCCAACAAACGAGGAGUGCAUCAGCAGCCCGGGGCGAACAAGUUGGUCGCACGGUCAAGGGUCUCUUUACGGGCGUCCACGGAGCCGGGGAAUCAUUACGAGGAGGGUUGAAUGCGGCCGUCGACAAGGCGUUUGGGACUGAGGACGGCCUGGCGAAGGACGAUGUCAUUGCGCAGAAGGGAGAGAGCGAGCUGAAGGCGGCGAGGGGUGCGAAGAAUGCGUGAGCAUGUACUUGUACCGUGGUAGAAGGGGGAUAAUCAGAGCUGCUGUAGGGCAUUUGCGCAUGGUGGAACAGACCAACGGUCGUUUUGAGUUAGGAACAUCCAUUGACAUGAAUGACAUGAAUGCACGCCACAGGGUCACCUUAUUGAAGAUGAGAG
Messenger RNA from Chaetomium strumarium, 580 nucleotides. RefSeq lists its product as uncharacterized. The transcript is spliced from 3 exons. Lineage: Eukaryota; Fungi; Ascomycota; Sordariomycetes; Sordariales; Chaetomiaceae. The record is from RefSeq and is a predicted model, not a curated record. The coding region runs from base 62 to 424 and encodes 120 amino acids.